Molecule: messenger RNA, 1791 nt
Organism: Heterobilharzia americana
Lineage: Eukaryota; Metazoa; Platyhelminthes; Trematoda; Strigeidida; Schistosomatidae
Source: the annotation of a GenBank genome assembly
AUGAGUCCAGAGAUUUUGAAAUAUGAAGGGUACAAUAAUAAAUCAGAUAUUUGGUCCAUUGGAAUAAUUUUAUAUGAGUUAUGCACCCAGAGAAGAGCAUUCACAGGAACUAACUUAAUGCGUGUGAUGUGGCAAGUGAUAAACGACCCAUGUCCUCAACUACCUGAAAUCUACUCUAAGGAACUACAAGAAGUUUUAGAACUCAUGUUAAAGAAGGUUCCUCAGGAAAGACCGUCUGCGUCUGAGCUUCUUCAACUAAAUAUUAUUCACUCUUACUUACGAGUAGGAGCUAUACAAGGAGAUCAUAUUCAAAUGAAAUCUGAGACUAGUGAUGAAUGUGUUGUCGAUAGAGAUGCAAAUCCAAGGUUCAUAUCGUUUGAAGAGUUCAUUAAUUCGCCUGAUUUAAUUUUACAAGAACAAAAAUUACUCCAAUAUAACGAGAAUCUAUCAGAAGAGGCAGAUGAUAUGACUGAGAAAAACACAGAAAAUGUAGAUCAGUACUUAACACCACGUCAAAAAAUCAAAGUGAACAAAGCAACCGAGUCAGAUUGGACAAUUGCUACUCUAAGAAAUUUAGCGGAACAAUUAAUAUGCAGUCGGAAUAGCUUGAAUUCUACAAAAGGAACAGAUUUGUACACUUGGCAGAAACGAUAUCCGUCAUCAAAUCACUUAUGGCCUACAGUUCAAACGUCUACAGAGAGGAUGUUAAACGAUUUGAGAAAUCUUUAUGUAGAAAAAAUAAAUGAGGAUUACGGAAUCACUGAAGAGACAGAUAACUUUGAAUACACAGAAAAUCUAUUAUGGCCACAUAGACCUCUUUUGGAAGGUAAUAAUAUUCCGGCGGGUAAAGGUCCAGGAGCUGAAGAUGAAAGUCUUGGAUUUUUCUAUUCCACAGACUUUGUAAAACAAAUAAAUAAUACUCAUGGACAAAUUAAAGAACAAAAAGACUUCAUGAAUUUUACUGCGAUGAGAAAAUUUUCUACUUCAUGUGGUCCAGUUUAUGAACGUCAAUGCAUCGAUAAACUAACAAAACAGGAAAGUAUUACCAAUGAAGAUAAUAACAACAAUGUUAAUGAAAAGGAACACGAAAAAAUUACACAGCAGAAUCUGUUCAUACGCCGUAGUUUUACAAUUCCAGAAGUUGCAUCCAGUAAUUAUAACCAAUCAGCAGGACAGCUAAAUAAAAUUAACACUUCUAGGCUGAAAUGUAAUGAUGUUUUUUCUGAAAAUACUCAACUUUUGGAGACAUGUUAUACCAAUUAUGAUGACGAACUGAUGAACUAUUCACAAAGGUCUAUUCAAGAAAAUCUGUCGAAUUCAGUCGAAAAUGAAAAGAAUAAUGUUGAAGAUGAUUUAGAAGACAUUGAAAAUCAAGAUAAUGAAAAUACAUGUGAAACGUUGGAUGAUGUACUUUGUUACAUGAAAGCAGCUUUACGUCAGUCUGAAGAUAGUAACACUAUAAUUAUGGACAGUGAAGCUGGAAGUAAGUAUGGUCCAGAGGCCAAAGCGAAAAAGAUUGAAACUUUACGAAAUUAUUGUAUUGAAAAGCUCGGAAUACAAAGAUUUCAAAAUGCAUACAAUUAUCUCUAUCAAAAACGUAUUACUGAAAAUAAUCAGUCUGGUGAAUUAACAAUUCUUGAUGGUUUAAAAGAUUAUUGUUCAGAUGUAACUACAGGAUUUCUCCUGGACCACUUAAUAUUCUUAGAAAAUGAUACAAAGCAAACAAUUAGUAUACAACCACCGAAUUCUGUCAAUCAAGUUUUAGAAAGCAGCUUACAAUUUUGUAUGUGA